Messenger RNA from Diplodia corticola, 822 nucleotides. RefSeq lists its product as uncharacterized. The record is from RefSeq and is a predicted model, not a curated record. The transcript has a single exon. NCBI's taxonomy places the organism in Eukaryota, Fungi, Ascomycota, Dothideomycetes, Botryosphaeriales, Botryosphaeriaceae. The coding region runs from base 1 to 822 and encodes 273 amino acids.
AUGCCAUCAUUGAUCGCCAGACUCGGCCCCAUGAAGGAGAAGGACAGGAAGAAGAAGAGAAACAGCAUCCAUCAUACCUUCGCCAUCCUCCGCCGCAUUCCCGACAAUGGUCCUCCCGCCGGCCUACGCUCACUGAUCCCGAGCAUCACCCACGCCCUCCACCCUCGCCCGACGCUCCGGCUGAUCACCGCAGGAACGACGUCGCUCCCAUCAUCUUCCGCCCGCAAUUCGCCCUCCACAACCACUAAAUCUUCCACCACCACCACCACCACCACCCCGGACACCAGCACCAAAACCAACUCCAACUCCAACUCCAACUCCAACUCCGCCCCACCAACCCCGCUCCACCGGCCCAGCCCGCCGCCGCCGCCGCCGCCGCCCUCUGCCGUCCCCUGGCCGCCCCAGAUCUGCGCCGCACCGCUAUCGACGCACCACCGGCUCGCGCCCUGCGCGCACGUCGUGCGCACGCCCUUCCUCACUCCCUGCGGCGCCAACUGCGCGCACGUCUUCGUCGUCUCCGCCGCCGCCACCGUCGCCUCGCCAAUGGCGCCGUUCGUCACCGACGAGCCGUUCGCGUGCGCCGCGUGCCUCGACGAGGUGAUGCGGAGGGAGGCGGAGAGGAGGAGGGAGGCGUUUGGGGGGUUGUUGGAGCGGAAUGGGGACGCGUUGUUGGAGGGGGAGAGGGAGGUCGUGGCGGAGGCGCAUGAGAGGGGGUUGGCGGUUGAGAUGGAGGAGGUGAGGGGGUGGGUGAGGGAGAGGGUUGGGGGGCGGUGGUGCGAGGUGGCUGACGAGAGGGACGGGCAUGGGAGGAGCUGUCCGUGA